This is a messenger RNA of Phymastichus coffea, 6960 nucleotides long. Its product is annotated as mucin-2-like. Bases 1 to 6960 code for a protein of 2319 amino acids. The record is from RefSeq and is a predicted model, not a curated record. The transcript has 3 exons. NCBI's taxonomy places the organism in Eukaryota, Metazoa, Arthropoda, Insecta, Hymenoptera, Eulophidae.
AUGCGCCGGCUCGAGUUGCUGUCAUUCCUGCUCCUCGCCACCCUAGCUGUCGCCCAAAAUGAUUUUGCGCGAGGCGACAUCGUCACCUCCGGAUUACAAAGAGAUGCUGACGGUGUUACGACAGUUCUCUUGGUACCCGCUCCCCUUGGUAAGCCCGCGCCACCCGUGGGCGUUCUAACGAAAACGGCCAGGACUUUCGUGCAGGAUGGUGCAAGCACAGAGUACGCGACGCAAGUUGUAGGCACGACGCUAGAUAAUGGACGGCUUUACGCGAAAAUUCUGUCGACAUCCAGCCGAGUAUUCUAUGACAAAGACACUCCUGCGGAUCCAAUCAGUCCCUUCGUUGUCUAUCCAUCGGCAACGUCGCAAGACAACACCAAGUUUGUAUUGGACGACGUCCCGCUGAAAAUCGUCGAGUCUAUAGCCAGCAAGACUAGCAGCAGCAAUGACGCGCAGGAGAAGUCGACCACGCCGAGGGAAGACGACAACGACAUUUUAAGCGCCGAAGUGGUCUUCAAGCCGGCCAAAGUCAGAUCCGACAAUCUUCUCACGUAUACGGUGAAGCAGGAUUACGUGAUGAAGGGGCAAAAUGCUGCUGUUCCCGCUGUGCAAGAGGAUGAGCAGCCAAAGAGCUUCCAGCCGCGAACGCCGAAAUCUUUCAGACCGGUGCCGAAAUCGGCGCCGAAGAAAGACGUUAAACCACUGGCCACCGUCACCUACCACGGCUUUGCCGAUUUCGUGACGACCGUGGGAGACACCGUUAUCGUUUUCUCGCCGAGUACAGCUCCUGCACCGGUUGGACGGCCUGCAACUACGAUUAAGGGAGAUGCUACUUUGCGUCCGGACGACGGUGUAGCGGUUUUGAAAAUCAAACCUACCAGCGUGCUGCUUUCUCCGAAGAAGACUGAGACUCUGCCGAGUCGACCACGUCUGCCGGUGAAUAAGUUCUCUCAUAAGAAUUUGAAAUCAUCGAGCAGCAGUAGCAUUCACGAUCUUGAACCUAGUACGGUGGCUCACCCAGAAGCCGAAUCUUCAGGAGUGUAUACUAGCCCGUUACUUUUGCUUCCAAGCGAAAAGAGUGUCACUGGCUUGAUCAAGGUUAUCGACUCUACGACUGCCAAUAAGGGCACGACUACUCACUAUAUGAGUUCUGUUUACGGCACUUAUAUCAAUAAUAAUUAUGCGCAAAUUGUACACACCUCUUCGAAUGUCUUCUUCUUUCCGGAAGAUAGCACCGGAAUUUAUGAGCAAGAUGACAAUGAAUCCAAUGAUGUACGAAAUGAUACGAUCGAGAGCGUUAUUACAACGGAACCCACCACUGAAAGUGAAUUAGGAAAUGAUAUAAUUCCGUUAAACCAAGGGCGUAGCAUUAAAGGCUCGUCUCCUAAAAAUAUAUUUCCAGAUCUUAAAGGUCAGAGAAACAAGAAUAAGGAGGAGAAAGUAUCGUUGGCUACGAGACUUUUACCAUCGACAAUUUAUAAAACAUUUACGUAUUUUACAACGUUCUUCAUUCCCGGUAAAGGUCGAACGAGCACAUCGAUCAAGUCGCGAGAAGUCGUCUCUUCAGAAGUGACUUAUUUGACAGAAUUGAUUUUACCCUCCAACACAAAAUUGGCAAGCAUUACUCCAACAAAAUUAUCAACGAGCAUGACAAAUAAAGUCGCUGUUUCAUCCAAUACUGACAUUAUUGAUUCGGAAAAGCAGGAUGUGGAAGAGAUACAGUUGAUAUUCAAAACCAUAUUUACAACUUUCACUUACUUGACUACAUUUUACGACGACUCCACAACGAGCGUUUCAAGUCGGAAAGUAACUGCAACUAAUGUUAUAACCCAGACCGUAGAUCCAAUCAGCGCAUCCGUUGACGUUGAUAGAUUGAUCGAGAAGGAUGCUUCAGUUUUGAUUAAACCAACGAAAAUUGCAGAGGUUGGCUCCACUCAUUCGAAAACCAGAGCUAUUGAAUCAAAAGGACUAUACGAAAAUAGAUUAGUUACGACAACUGAAGAAACUACUGAAAGUAUUACUACUGUAGAGCCGGAACAAUUAACAACUGUCGAAGAUCAAACGACCCCAGAAACAACAACUGAAAAAUUGAAAGCUAAAGUUGAUUCUGUUAUUGCUCUUGAACCUAGCCCAACUCCAAGUGCAACUGCUAAGUUAGUAAGUGAACAAUUGAAAACUUAUUACACGACCUAUACAUACUUUACGACUGUAUUUGUCGAUGACGAAACUGAAGUCGAAACGAGAACGGAAGUCUUUAGUAAUGUUGUAACUGAAACAAUAAAACCUACAAGUGUCUUGCCUGCAAUUGUUGAAAAAACGAUGGUUGCGACAACCCCAAAGUCUUCGCCACCACCUGAAAUAUUGGCGUAUUUGGAAGCUUUGAAGAAACAAAAAUCGUCGCAAGAAGCUCUGAAGUUGGCCAAGAAAGUUCAAGAACGUACGCAUAUUACCACUGAGGAAACUAUUGAAACUACAACAGAUGACUCUUCGAUUACUACCGAUAUGGAUGAAACAACGAUCGCUGAUGAUGUUACAACAGAAAAAAUUUCGAAUGACGGCGAAGUACCAGAAUCCACUAAAACUGAUGUAAUCUUCACUUCCAGUUCUGGAGGUAGUACUUUACUCGAAGAUAAAAAGAGUAGCGAUCCUGAAGAUCAAGAAUUAUCAGAAACUAAUCAUCAUGAUGUAGAGCCGGCGCCAACUCUGUUGUUGCAGACUUCUUACACGACUUAUACUUACUUUACCACAAUGUACAACGGAGAUAAUACUGACGUGGUCAGUCGUCUCAAAACAGUUACAAACGUGGUGACUGAAACUAUCAAGCCAACAGCUGUUGUGCAGCCAGAAUCGAAGACUGCUCAACCACUCACCUACUUUACAACGUUUACUUACUGGACAACAUUUAUCAAGGGUGAUGAAACCGCGACUACUAGUCGCGAAGAAACCGUUAGUAAUGUAGUUACACCUGGAGUCGCAGAUACGUCAUCAGUACAACUAGAAGUUGUCAAAACUUAUAGGCCUUUUAUUUUGGCCACUCCAGUUCAUAGCUCGAGUAUUGAACCCUCUAGAGAAUCGAAAGCUACGUCUGACAAUGAAAUUACAACGUCACCUAAGGUAAUAAUAAAAGAAAUUCCUACAAUCAAGGUCAACGAAUUGAGUUCCACUAUUUCACCGGACCUAGUAACAUUGUAUACAACCUAUACCUAUUUUACCACAUCAUAUAUUGGAAAUUCAACAGUACUUAACAGCCGUUUGGAGACUGUAACCAGUAUAUCUUAUCCAGACGAUUUACUAGUGAAAGCUACUCCUCGAGCUAUAGGUGGUGGAGCUCCAUCUCAAAUUUUGAGUACUGAUGAAAAAUCGUCCAUCAUUCCUAGCCAAGUCAGUGAGACACCGAAAACAGGGUUAUUAUCUACCGUCAGAUCGAGUCAAGUAAACGAUGGUACAACCACUCAUUAUAUAACUGAUGUUUAUGGCACUUAUAUCGAUGGUCUUUAUGCUCAGGUGGUUGAAACCUCGUCAAAAAUUGAAUUACCUACACCAGUUUAUUCUUCUUCAGCUACACCAGUACUUCCAACAGGUGUACUAUACCUCAACGAAGGUAGCAUUGUAGAUGCUGAUGAACUAACAACCGUUUAUUUUACAACAAAACAAAUUGGCACGUCAUUGAACGGUCUCUACGCAAAAGUAAUCGAGAGCACUUCCACAACUAAGAUUGACGAUAAAAAAUUGCAAACUUUUACUCCAGUUAAAGGUCACAGAACUGGAUUAGUAAGAUUGAUUAAAGGCCAUGUUGAUGCUAAUGAUACCAUCACCUACUAUCAAUCUAAAGUUAUUGGUACUAGCAUCGACGGAAGAUAUGCUCAAAUAAUUGAAAGCACUUCUAGUUACUUGGUGAAGCCAACGGUUGCUCAAGACAUAUCUCCUUCAUCAACUAUACCACUGAACCAUGCAACUGCUAUUCCAGACAUGGCACCAUCUCCAGCAGUUAUACAAUCAUCUAUAUCGGAAGAUCAUACUGAAACAAAUGAUGAAGAUCAAGAAAACGAAAAUGAAGAUGAAAGCGAUGAUAAAUUAAAGAAAAAAUCACGUUUGACUUUCUCUACUAGAAAGAGACCAUCAAGCGCACCUCCAAUAAGACCAUUUAUAUCGAGAAGCAGACCAACGUUCAAUCCGAAAAGAAAACCUCAAGGAGCUACCACUAUCACGAGAAGUGACUUUACGCCUACUAUAACAGCUACUUUGGCGGGAAGCAAAGGAAGUCGUUUUGCAUCUUCUAGAGGAAGAGCUACACCAUCACUGGGAUCAUCAUUAAUAAAUCCGUCUAGUUCUAGAAGAUUCUCAGGGGGUAGAAGAAGCUCCAUUCCUGCAACAUCUUCCGCUUCUAAUUACAUUGCUCAAAGUUCAAGAUCUCGAGGAGGAGUCAAGGCAACUCCAUCUUCUGCAUACUCUGGUCGAAGAAGUUCUACGCCCUUGAGAGGAUCAUCCGCACGAUCGAUUUCUAGAUCAUCUGUACUACCAAUUUCAUCGACGAGGUAUAGACCUGGAAUUCGACCAUCUUCAACAAUAUUGAAACCCUCGUCAACCAUCAAACACGAAGAUCAAGAAGAUAAUGCUAAUGAAUAUACUGCAGCCACUUUAGCAACAGAAGAAACGCCCGUGGCACAAGAAGAAGAUGAGCAGCUCGAAACUGUUGCUCCAGUGGCGCAAACAACUACAGAAUCAUCUAGGAGAGCCAAUAAUCCUCUAUUGAGAUUCAAAAGACCACCAGGCUUUGGUAGCGGCGUUAGAACUACAACUCCAAGACCAACUACGUUGACAACAGCGAGACGAGUAAAUGCUGGAAGGCAACUGAAUCGUGGAAAUAAUAACAGAGUGAGACCCACAGUAUCUACUUUAACUACAAGGGGUCGACAAAGUCAAUCUAGUCUCUUCCCACCAAGAGCUCCAUUUGGAAAAAAACCAGAAACAACAGAGGCGUCGGUAGAAAACCAAACUGAAAACCCCGAACAAAUUGAAGGAAACCUUGAAGACGCGCCAGUAGAAGAGAUAAAUGAUAACGAUUACGAAGGAUCGGAACAGAAAGAAGCUGCUCCUCCAUCUACUGAAAAACCAAUCCCUCAACCUUCAAUCAGACCAUUCACCAGAAUUGGUCGAGGUAGGAGAGUUCGUCGUCAAACUAGUCAAUCGCGACAGAUCAACUCUCGCUUUCGUCGACCAACUAGCCAAACGCCUGUGUUAGAAGAACGUGUUGACGUUUAUGUGGAUCCAGAUGAAUAUUCAAAACCAAUGAUUAAUAGCCGUGUAUAUGGUACUCGAGGUCGAUCUUUAUCAACGAAUUCUCGUACAAACUAUAGAGAAGAUAAAUCAUCUGAAGAGUAUACUGAUUCAGUUCCUCAAAUUAGAUCGAGGUCUAAAUCUGUCACCAGUAGAACACCUUCACGUGUAAAGCCAUCGCCAGUAAGUACGUCGAAUAAACAAUUUACUUUACGAGACAAAGAAUCACUUGUUAAUCUGUCCUAUAAGAGACCAAGUGUUACUACCCAAAGAAGUACUAACAUCAGAUCAAGAAGUAACUCAAGAUCCCGAACAGGAACAAACAGGUACCAAGAUUUUCCUAGUUCCCGGCGCACUUCGUCGAGAAAUACAUCUCGCAACGGAGGUAGAACAAAUAACCGUAGAAUAACACAGUCCCGAAGUCGCUUGAACUCUUAUGAAGAUUACAGAGAUAUUAAUGAUUUCGAUGGAACUAUUACAGUUACGCACUACGUUCCAACCGAAGUAACAAUACCUGUUUUCAACAACGGAAUUACUGAAAAGCGAAAUAUUAUCACGGCUCACCCGAGUACAGAAGUAGUUGGUCCCGAUCGGUACAGUACAAUAACUAAUAGCGAUGGCCGUAGUAGUGUCGUAUUGGGAAGUGAGAUCACUGGAACGAAUUUCCAGGGUUUACUAGAAGUAACUAAAUUCGUUAUCCAUGAAACUCCAACGACGAAAGUUUCGCACACACUGACAUCAGCAGGUGGCAGAAAGUUCUCACAAGCUAUUGUGGUGCCAACGACCGUGUAUUCAGUUGAAAAUAUCGUAUCCACCAUUCGACCUUCUCUACCAGAUAGUUCACCUUUAGCUAAUAUUCUACUCUCGCAAUUGUUGCUUGGGCAGUUCGGUCAGCAAAACCCUCUUGCAACUGCCUUGCCAUCAGUACAAUCUGCCACUCCGACAACUCGAUACGAUACUCGUGCGACGACAUAUGUCACCACUCUUACCAAGCAUCGCAGCACUGUCAUUCCUCUAACAUUCCGUGGCAAGGAAAUCUUAACAACACUCGUAGAUACAACGAGUGAUGUCGUUACCGCAACCGAAUUCAUUACGGACACUGUCGUCGUCACACCAACAGUUGCAUUACCACAAGCGAACCUGAAUUCACUCCUUCUCCUCCUCCAACAGCCACAAAUUCCACAGCAGCUAAAUCCUCUAUUGGAUCCGCUACUAGCCGCUGCUCCAUUAACACAAAGUAAUACGUUGCCUGGAGAAGUUGAAAGUCGUAACCAACCCGUCGACUUUGACUAUAAACCAGAUAGUUAUGAAGAUCUGUCAGAUGAGGAUGCCGAUAAACCAGCUCGAUUGAAAGCUAACAUACCAAAAACAAUGGACAAAGCAGCUGUCGAGAGCAGCGUAAUAACUUUAUACGUGUCGGGUCGUAGACCUGGCGAGUUUAGUACUGUACUGAGUACCGUGAAAGUUGGCGACGAAUCCACAAGUACAAAGAUUAAGAGGAAUAUUAAUGAGGUCGCAAUCAGCGCGUCACUUUCCCCAUCGUUACUAUCGGAAGCCUCGGAGCCUGUAGAAUAUGUCUUGGCAGGAAGUGAAGAGCCAUUCGACGCGCACGCACCUACUCAAAGCCUCGAGAGCGUAGUGGGCGAUGUCGGACGGCAUAUUUCCACGUCCAUCUACACCUAA